Eublepharis macularius is the source of this 1815-nucleotide messenger RNA. Its product is annotated as cytochrome P450 2H2-like. Gene Ontology annotation, molecular function: oxidoreductase activity, acting on paired donors, with incorporation or reduction of molecular oxygen, reduced flavin or flavoprotein as one donor, and incorporation of one atom of oxygen; iron ion binding; heme binding. The transcript is spliced from 9 exons. Gene Ontology annotation, cellular component: intracellular membrane-bounded organelle; cytoplasm. Gene Ontology annotation, biological process: xenobiotic metabolic process. Lineage: Eukaryota; Metazoa; Chordata; Lepidosauria; Squamata; Eublepharidae. The record is from RefSeq and is a predicted model, not a curated record. The coding region runs from base 1 to 1488 and encodes 495 amino acids.
AUGGAGCCUUGGGGGGCUUCCAGCAUUUCCCUCCUGCUUUGUGCCACCUGCCUUUUUUUCCUUUUGGCCUGGAGAAAGGCGUCUGGAAACAGCAGGCUGCCCCCGGGCCCCUCCCCUCUGCCCUUCCUUGGGAAUCUUCUGCAGCUGGAUACAAAGAAUUUCCCCAGCUCCGUAGAGAAGUUGAGCCAGAAAUACGGCCCGGUGUUUACAAUCCACCUUGGAUCCAAACGGGCAGUGGUGCUGUACGGGCAUGAGGUGGUGAAGGAAGCGCUGCUGACUCAAGGGGACGAAUUUGGGGGAAGAGGGAGCUCUCCCAUCAUUGACAAAACAGCCAACGGAACAGGAAUUGGCUUCAGCCAUGGAGAAACUUGGAAGCAGCUCCGCCAAUUUGCUGUCACUACGCUGCAUGAUUUGGGGAUGAGACCAACGCAGAGCACUGAGGAGAAGGUCCAAGAGGAAGCCUGUUUUCUGGAGCACAGGCUCAGAGGCACCGAGGGGAGGGUCUUUGACCCCACCCUCUUCCUCAGCCAGGCAUCGGCCAACAUCCUCUGCUCCAUUACCAUGGGGAGCCGCUUUGAUUAUGAAGACAAAGAUUUCCUGAGAUUCACCCAUCUGCUGGAGAAGAACUCCCAACUGCAGUCCUGCACCAUGGCGCAAUUGUACAAUAUUUUCCCGACACUCCUAGACUAUUUCCCUGGACCUCAUCAGAAAAUAUUUGAAAAUACAGAGGAGUUAAAAAGGUUUAUUUCAAAGCGAGUGAAAAUGCACGAGGAGACCCUGGACCCCAGCCAGCCUCGAGACUUCAUUGACGCCUUCCUGAUCAAAAUGGAGCAGGAGGAACAGAAGAGCCAAUCAGUUUUCAACCAUCAGAGCUUAGUGAGAAGCAUAUUAGACAUUUUCGUUGCAGGAGCAGAGUCAGUCGGCCUCGUCCUGAAAUAUGGGCUCCUGAUUCUCUUGAAACACCCAGAAAUAGAAGAGAAAGUUCACCAAGAAAUUGAUGAUGUGAUUGGCCGGUCUCAAAGACCCUGCAUGGCAGAUCUCGACAGGAUGCCCUACACAGCAGCCGUGGUCCACGAGAUCCUCCGGUUCAUUGCCCUCGUGCCCCUUAAUGUGCCGCGGGCUGUGACAAAGGACACUCACUUCAAACAAUAUCUCAUUCCCAAGGGAACAACGAUAUUUCCUGCUCUGAAGCCCUCCUUGUACAAUAGUCGAGAAUUCCCAAACCCACAGGACUUUGAUCCGGGGCAUUUUUUGGAUGGAAACGGGGCCUUUCGGAAGAGUGACUUCUUCAUUCCUUUCUCAACAGGCAAGCGGGCUUGUGUUGGCGAGAGGCUGGCUUGCAUGAGCAUCUCUGUGGUCCUGGUGGCAGUUCUACAGCACUUUGCCCUGAAGCCUCCGGGGUCCUCCGAGCAGCUGGACCUCUCCCCAACGACUGGGUUCCUGACCGUGGCCCCCAAGCCGUACCAGCUCUCUGCUGUCCCGCGCUGAUGAACGCGAAGGCUGCAGGCGCUCACGGCAACCCUUCUCCGAGUCCCUCUGGUGCUGGGCCGUUUCUGAUCCGGCUCCUGAGCCUUGCCUGGAGCAUCCACGUCAGCCAAGAGCAAUGCCAGAGAACGGCCCCCUGCACUCCACUGGUUUCUUCCAAGUGGCCAUAAAAAUACAUGGACUCUUCAAACAGCCCUUGGCAUCCUUUAAAGAAAAGGGGCACAGUUGCCUCUACGCUGGUAUUCAGCCAGCCACACGGUCUUCUCUCUCCAGCAGAGUGAAGAUUUCCUGCUUCUACCCCACUUAAUAUUGCUUAAUAUCCCAAGGCCC